AUGUCCCUUAAUCAGUCCCGGGCGGAGAAGAGCGAGACGCAUCUGAGAAAGGCCGGCCGAUUUGGAAGCUCCGGCAACCAGAGGGGAUUCCCUGCGGCAACAGGGAGGGGCGGCGGCGCCGGCUCCGUCGCUCCGCCGCCCUCUUCUUUCUCCUCAUCCUCGUCUUCGUCCAACCAUCUCAACCAACCGCCUUUGUUGCCGAAUCGGAGGUGAUGCGCUGAAUGCUUGUUGGCAAAAUUUUUGUCGUCAGUUCUUGUUUGAUCUGCUGUUAGGGAUCUCUGAAAGUUGCGUUUUUUCUGGCAAUCUCUUGUGUGCGUCCUUGGUUGGAUUGUGUUUGCAGCGUCAAGAAGUCUGGGAGUGGACAUGGAGGGCAUUCUAGGGUGAAUCCCAGUGGCAUGAGUUCUGAGGUUGUUGGAUCUGCUGCCCCUGUCUCUUCGAGCUUCCAUGGUGCUCGAGAUGGUGGUCACACACGAGGCUCUUCUCAUGGUAUGGAUUUUUUAUAUCUCAAAUGAUGUAAGAUUUUCUUCAGAUUUAGGAGCGCCGGAACUUUGGCAUCGGCAAAAAUAUUAAGCCGUCAAAUCCUUGGAUUAUAGCUUGAGUACGAAGAUAUCAGGGGUGGUGAUUGAUUAUGCUUUCUUAUUUAGGGGCGCCGCCUUUUCCAGGGCACAAUGCUGCGAAGCCAGCAGAUUCAUCUGCUUUGGGCAGUGCCAGGGGGCACUCAAGGCCUCCACCACCUCAAUCCUCAGCUGGAGAUUCGGAUUCUGCCAAACACAUGACCCCAGCCAAAGGUUUGCUCAACUACCAUCCCGCUUAAUUGUUGAACAUAUGUGCUUGCAGUUUCUGAAACUUGACUAUGCUUGCUGUUAUUUCUGCUCCUUUCAACUACAUGCAUGUUGGACACCACGUAUUCUAAUUGCCUUUGUUUGAUUUUAUUAGGAGAUGCGUCAAAGGGAUUUACUCUUCAAUUUGGAUCGAUUAGCCCGGGAUUCGUCAACGGGAUGCAGGUUAUCUUUCUCUUAAAUUUUCGAUUGAGAUGUUGUCCACAGAUUUUCCAUAUUUAGAUUCCAUUUUUAUCUAAUUAGAUUUUUUAAAAUGUUUUAAACUUGUGUUCAUGCAGAUUCCGGUGCGUACCAGCUCAGCUCCGCCCAAUUUAGAUGAGCAGAAACAUGACCAGGUUCAUCCUAAUUGAACUUUUUCGCAAGUGUGGGCCAGCACCAGCCGUUAACAUAGAAUUAGAUAUAUUACGAGGACAUGAUUUGUGGGAUACUGGAAUGGGCAUUUUUUUCUUAAUUUUUUUAUUCUUCCACGGCAUGCCUGCUUUGUAACUAUUUUCUUUCAUGAUUUUUUUACCCAACGUCAUUGGUUUUGUUUGGACCCAUUACCUGUUGUCAAUAGUUUAACUGCAUAUUACUGGUACAAAUAUUUAGGCCGAAACCCUAUGUACGUGAGAGACCAGGAAUUUUGCGUAUCAAUAUUGCUGCAUAUCAAUAUUUUUAAGGCUUCUGGAGAUUUGGAUGGCAUUUUUUCUCCCCGGAAUUUCUUUCAUUUCCUUCUUGAAUCAGCAUGGGUUGGUAACUCAAGUUAAUCAUGAUUCUUUUCAGGUGCCUUCAGGGUCCAUACCGUCUGUGCCUAAGAUGCAGCAUCAGCAGCCUAAGAAGGAUGUGGUUGCUAACCAUAGUGCUGUGGGAGAUUCAUAUCCUCCCACUCAGGCAAAGAGAGACAUACCUGUGCAUGUACCUGGAGCCCCCUCCUUGGGCCCCCAAAAGUCCUCUGUGGUGCCCAUGCCUGGAAUGUCUUUGCCGGGGGGAUAUCAACAGGCGCAAAUUCCUAUACAGUUUGGUGGCCCUACUCCCCAGAUGCAGUCUCAAGGCGUCGCAGGUAGUUCGCUACCGAUUCCAGUAUCAUUAUCCAUGGGAAACACACAAACAGUUCAACCGCAGAUUUUUGUGCCAAGCUUUCCACCACAUACGUAUCAACAAGGGAUACAUCAAGGGCUUGGCUUCCCUCCACAGAUUGCCCCUCAGCUUGCUUCCCAAAUGGGUAACCUGAGAGUGGGUAUGCCUCAGCAAUAUGCACCACAGCAGGAUGGAAAGUUUGUGGGGCUUCGCAAGAACCCUGUGAAAAUAACUCAUCCAGAUACCCAUGAAGAAUUGAGGCUUGACAAAAGAACAGAUUCCUAUGUAGAUCCUGUUUCAUCAGGACAAAGGCUACAGCACUCUAAUGUCCCAUCUCAGACCCAGAAUGUUUCCCCAUUUGGUCCUAGUCACCAAAUGAAUUACUACCAACCCCUGCAGCCUGGUUCUUUCAACCCUAGUGGUUACUAUUUGCAGACCCCAGCCUCUGUUGCUUUGACAAGCUCCCAAAGCGGUACACAGGCUGCAAGGUAUAAUUACCCAAUAGGUCAGAGUGGUUCAACCGUUCCAUUUAUGAAUCCACCAGUUAUAAAUCAUAUGUCUGUUGGUAUGGCAAGAUCCCAGCCACAUACCAAUUCUGAAUCAAUAAACCUCGAUCGCUCCAAUGAUAGUCCUGCUAUCUCAGUUUCUGUGCCAUCAGCUCCUGUUCAGGUGACGGUGAAGCCACCAACGGGCUCAGCUAUGGAUAAGUCAGGGGUCCCUCUAGUAACUAUUAGUAAACCCCCUGACAAGGAGGAGACACCCAGUUUACCCAAACCUCCUGGGGAAGGUGCUCCUAUCCAUCUGCAAACAGGGGAACCAGAGGGCACUUCUGAGAUCUAUGUUCAGUCAUCGAAAGAUGCCUCUAGGUCUUCUGUUGACAUUAAAUUGUCAGAGAAGGAAAGCCAUGUUUCUUCAAAGUCUUCUGUGGGUCUAACACAAAGGAUCCAGGUCAGCACUUCAGCUGCUCCUGUGACGGAUUCUCAGUCUGAUGCACCGAAGUUAGAUGGUAAAAAGAGAGAUUCAUUUAAAAAACAUGAUCCUUUUAAGGAUCACCAGAAAAAGCCAAGUAAGAAGGACAUUCAGCAGUUACAACAACAGCAGCAGGUAUGCUAUUCAUCUCCUCUGAAUGACUAAAGUCUUUCUCUGCAGCAAGAUUUUUUUUUUUUUUCUUUUUUUUUUGAGUAUGUUGCCUUGUUGAUCUACUGCAGACCAAUGCCUCAGAUUCUGUAGCAGUGCAGUCCCAGAAAGCCCACAGAGAGGAUCCUCCUUUAGAGACAAAUGUUAGUUCCUCAGUCAAAUUUCCUGACGAUGUUAGCACAGGUGAAAAACCGGACGAAACAUCAAUGGGUACCUCAAUUUCCUCUUCUCCAAGAGAGGAACGCAGUAAUUCAGAAGCUGAUGCGUUUGCUGUUAGCAACGGUAAAGAAAUCUCUGAGUCUCUAAACUCCUCUGUUAUCAUUGUGGAAAAAGAAGUGUUGGAAGAUAUUUCUCCUACAAUUUCUGAUGCAUCUGAAACUGUUAGUGACAAUACGCCAUCUCGGAAGUAUGCUCCUUUGGAGGCAUCAAUGUCUUGUGAUGUUGAGGCAGGUGUAGAUAUAUCCAAGGAUUUGAGUUCUGAGGUGCUUCGUGAUCAGUCUCAACUGGAGCCUGAGAGUAAAGAAGAGCCUGUGUUAGUCGUGAGGCCCAAGGAAACCAAGAUAUCGGAUGUCUCCUCUGAAGACAAUAAAGUUGCAGAAGAACAUCCGGACUUGCCUGUUGAGCUUUCUGCUAGCACAGAUAAAAUUGAAGAUUUAUCCGAAGGCGCAGUAGAGAAUAAUAUCGCAGAGGAAGCUGUGUGUAACAACAACUCAAGUGAGUCAAAACCAACGGAGGAAGAGCAGAUUGAGGUGGUGGGUGUAACAACAACUCACGAUGCUUCAGAGGUCAACGAGGAAGUGGAGAGUUUAGUUGAUAGCCUGUCUAAAAUUAGUUGUGUGGAUGAUUCAGUCACUGAAGUUUCGAAGCCUGAGUCUAUUGAUUUGGAUGGAACAUCUUCAAAUCAACUUUCUGAUGUUGAUGGAAAUUCAACUUUAGAUGCCACUGACGAAAAAAAUAUAACGACAAGCAACCUGGAGGCUUCUUCAACCGACUUGAAUGUGGCAGACUCUGAGACGGGCUCUUAUUCUGCCAUAGGUUCACUUGAGAAACCUGAGAAGGUCGCAGACAUGUCAAGUAGCGGCCUCCCUGGCUCUGCUUCCUCCACAGAAAGAAAGGAAAAGCAGACUCAAGAACUGACCCGAUCAAAGUCUACCCCUGCGAAGAAGAAAAGGAUGAAGGACGUUCUUUCGAGAGCUGAUGCUGCUGGUACCAACUCUGAUUUGUACAUGGCUUACAAGGGGCCAGAAGAAAAAAGAGCCACUGACGCCACCUCAGCAUCUGUUGAAAGCGUUCCCACAGUUGAGGAUGCCAAGGAGAUGGGUUUGGUUGACCCUGGGAAGGAUGAUUCGCUGAGUAAGAAAGAUGAGCAGAGCAAGGUAGAGCCAGAUGAUUGGGAGGAUGCUGUAGACAUCUCCAGUCCAAAUUUGAGUACAUCAGAGGAUGGGCGCGCGGGCCGUGGAAAGAAAGUCCUUGACGAUGGUGGAAUUGGGGGCGCCAAUAGGAAGUACUCCAGAGACUUUUUGUUAACGUUCAGGGAGCAAUGCAUUGAUCUUCCAAUGGGCUUUGAGAUAGGGGCUGAUAUCGCCGAUGUUGUGAUGAUUGGCCAGGCUGGUACUCCUCACAUCUAUGACCGGGAACCAUUUCCAAGCCCUGGAAGGAUCAUAGAUCGGCCUUCUGUUUCUAUUCGGGACCGUCGGCCUUCCAGUAAUCUGGAUGACGACAAGUGGACGAGGGGCUCUGGACCUUAUGGUUCUGGACGCGACCUUCGAGUCGAUGUUGGAAACUUCCGCUCUGGGCAAGUCGGCCAUGGUGUCUUAAGACAUCCUCGGGUGCAGCCGAAUGCUUAUCCUGGUGGGAUUCUGUCCGCCCCUGUGCAGGCCGUUCCAUCUUCAGGAGGUAUUUCCCGGGUCAAUUCCGAUUCUGACAGGUGGCAGCGUGGAACUGGAAUCCAGAGGGGUCUGAUCCCGUCCCCCCAGGCUCCAUCCCAAGUUAUGCACAAGGCUGAGAAGAGGUAUGAAGUGGGCAAGGUGUCCGAUGAAGAACAGGGAAAGCAGAGGCAACUGAAAGGAAUUCUCAAUAAGUUGACCCCUCAGAACUUUGACCGAUUGUUUCAACAGGUCAAGGAAGUCAACAUCGAUAAUGCAGGCACUCUCACUGGUGUCAUAAAUCAGAUCUUCGACAAGGCUUUGAUGGAGCCGACAUUCUGUGAGAUGUAUGCGAACUUCUGUUUCCAUCUAGCCAGUGAGUUGCCUGAUUUCUGUGAGGACAAUGAGAAGAUUACCUUCAAGAGGCUUCUCCUCAACAAGUGCCAGGAGGAAUUCGAAAGAGGAGAAAGGGAGCAGGAUGAAGCUAGCAGGGACGUAGAUGGUGAGACCAGACGAUCGGCAGAGGAAAGGGAGGAGAAGAGGGUCCAAGCUCGCAGAAGAAUGCUAGGGAACAUUCGCUUGAUUGGUGAGCUGUACAAGAAGAAGAUGCUCACCGAGAGGAUCAUGCAUGAGUGCAUAAAGAAGCUGCUGGGUCAGUAUCAGAGCCCGGAUGAGGAAGAUAUAGAGGCCUUGUGCAAGCUGAUGAGCACGAUAGGAGAGAUCAUCGACCAUCCCAAGGCGAAGGACCACAUGGACGCAUAUUUUGAGAUGAUGGCGAAGCUGUCGACCAACCAGAAACUAUCGUCCAGAGUGAGAUUCCUUCUGAGGGAUGCGAUCGAUCUCAGGAAGAACAAGUGGCAGCAGAGGAGGAAGGUAGAGGGGCCGAAGAAGAUUGAGGAGGUGCACAGGGACGCAGCCCAGGAGCGGCAUGCUCAGACAAGCAGGUUGUCUCGUGGGCCUGGCAUGGGUUCUAGCGGAAGAAGGGGCCCACCACCUGUUGACUAUGGUCAACGAGGACCAAAUAUACUCCCGUCUCCAGGCUCCCAGUCCGUCAGUGGCCGUGCUUUCCCACCUCAGAGCCGUGGUUUCUCUGCCAACCAAGAUGUCCGAAUGGACGAUCGCCAUCCUUAUGAGGCCAGGACCUUGUCAGCAUUGCCACAGAGACCCACCGGUGACGACUCCAUUACCCUUGGUCCCCAAGGAGGCCUCGCCAGGGGGAUGUCGAACAGAGGGCAGCCCCUCGUGUCGACUGCCCCCUCACCCAAUGCUCCUUCAAGCGCCAUAGAUUCUCGAAGAUCAGCUUCCAGUUCUAAUGGCUUUGGGGGUCCUUUGUCAAGAGAUGAGCCCCUGCCGCGGCACCUGCAAGACAGAAGCUCAGGAAGACUGCACGAUCUAUCAAGUACGGGCGUCCAAGAUCGUGGCCCCUAUAUUAGUAGCAGAGACGUCAUCAGCGCGGAUGCUCCUUCUGAUAGGCCCUCUCUAGGUGCCGGACCUCCUGGGCCCGGACAGGCUAGCUCGAUUGGGAGUGAUAAUGCUUCUGAAUCUAGACCGCUGUCUGAAGAACACCUCAGAGAGAAAUCCAUCUCAGCAAUAAGAGAAUUUUACAGGUACUGUGCCCUGAUCCCUCGCCUGAAGUUCUUGCUCUGCUCAUCUUCCUAUAUGAUUCAUUUAGAAAAUCAGAGCUACUGCUCUGUGGUUCUCGCAGCUGGCUGCUUAGAAUUGCUGAACUAGCCUUCAGACCAACACGUAACCCUUUUUUUCAUAAAUUUCGUCUCACCUGCUCUUUGCCUUAAACACUCCAGAAGAUAACUUAGAUACCUUCUCGCUCCUUUCUCACUGUAGAGAGAGAAAGAGAGGGGAGGUGGGGAAGGGAAGGAAGGGCCUCCAAUAUACAGUGUAGAUUGAACUAGCUGAUGAUCCUGCGGUCCUCCAAAAGUUCAUCAUCAAGGGAUCCGCAUCUUUUACCUAGAAAAGGAAGUUUAGGAUCCUCGGAUCCUCGAUUAUUCAUAAAGUUCUGCGCAUUAUGGGGAACUUUCUUUAAGUCUUUCGAAUUUCCCACCCCUGUGAUUAGAUUGUAAGCAGAGUCUUGGUAACAUAGUUGCAUAUUCAUCUAUUUAUUGUGAUCAUUCAAGGUUUGCAUCCGCCAGCCGGGUCACACCAGACAGCAGCAAACAGAGGAGUCGCCAAUAAAUGGGGACUCAUAUUUCAUCUUACUUUACAUUUAUUUAUUUAUUUUACUUGGAAUGUAAAGUUGGCCAUUUUAGUUUCUCUCUCUACCCUCCAAUUGAUUCCACGAUUCUGCAAAAUUCAUGUCUCUGCAGCGCAAAGGACGAGAAGGAGCUGACACUGUGCGUCCAAGAGCUGAGCCCCCCGAGCUCCUACCCUUCCGUGGUUUCGCUGUGGAUCUCCGACUCCUUCGAGCGGAAGGACGGCGACCGGGAUUCCCUCUCCCAGCUCCUCGUCCAGCUCUCCAAGCCCCACCACGGCCUCCUCUCCCAGACCCAGCUCUCCGAAGGGUACAAAACUCUCUAUACUUGACCAAAGUUUUCCAUUUAUAUGCAUGCAUCUUUAAUAAACUCUCUAUAAUUCACCAAAGUGUGACCAUUUAUAGUGCAUUCAUCUAAAAUGAACAGCUCUCUAUAUUUGACCAAAGUUUCCCCAUUUAUAAGCGUUCAUUUAUAAUUAACAGCUUUCUAUAAUUCACCAGAGUAUUACCAUUUAUAUGCAUUCAUCCGUUAUGAUCAUCUCUUUAUACCCGAUGUUUUCCCAUUUAUACCCACAUCUAAAAUGAGCCACUCUCCAUAAUUCACCAAAGUUUUCCACCAAAGUUUAUAGACACAUACGUAUAUAAUAGACUGUCUAUAUUUCACCUAAUUCUUCCGAUUUAUAUGCAUUCAUCUAUGAUGAGCUCUCUAUAAGUCACCGAAGUUUUCUCAUUUAUACGUAUACAUAUAUAGUGAACAACACUCUAUAAUUCACCAAAGUUUUCCCUUUUAUACCCAUCCAUCUAUACUGAACUGCUCUUUACAAUUCACCACCAAAGUUUUCCCAUUUAUACACACAUCUAUAAUGAACAACUCUGCAAUUCACCAAGAUUUUCCUAUUUAUACAUACACGAGUAUCUAUAACGUUGAUUGGUUUAUUUGCUCAUGGGUGAGCAGGUUCAGGAGGGUGUUGUCUUCUCUGGAGGACACCGCGACGGAUGCGCCGAGAGCCGGGGAGUUCUUCGGGCGGAUGCUGGCGAAGGUGGUGAUGGAGGGCGUCAUGUCGCUGGCGGAGGUUGGGAAGCUGAUCGAGGAAGGCGGGGAGGAGCCGGGCCGGUUGGUGGAGGUCGGCCUGGCGGGGGAUGUGUUCGGCGCCGCCUUGGAGAUGAUGAGGGCGCAGAAGGGGGAGGAGUACGCAAAGGAGGCCUGCUUGGGCUCCGGAAUUCAGCUGGAGACCUUCCGGCCGCCACAUCCCUUCCGGUCGCAGAAGCUGGAGCCGUUCCUCCAUAGCUGA
Molecule: messenger RNA, 8395 nt
Organism: Spirodela intermedia
Lineage: Eukaryota; Viridiplantae; Streptophyta; Magnoliopsida; Alismatales; Araceae
Source: the annotation of a GenBank genome assembly